Messenger RNA from Mesorhabditis belari, 2934 nucleotides. NCBI's taxonomy places the organism in Eukaryota, Metazoa, Nematoda, Chromadorea, Rhabditida, Rhabditidae. The record is from the annotation of a GenBank genome assembly.
AUGGCCUGGAAGAGGCAAAAGCUGCUUGCUCGUUUACACGAUAGGGGGUGCUCAACUCAACCUGGAUCAAAUAGUAAAUUUGACGUCUCGCUGGUUAAUGCCAAUUAUGUUGACAAAGCGCAACGAGCCGCGCAGGCACAUCUUAAAAGAGACAAUGUGGCGUUCAGAAUGGUGCUUCCUCCACCGAAUGUUACCGGCCAACUACAUCUUGGCCAUGCACUUACGGUGACUGUCGAAGAUGCGAUUGUACGGCAACAACGGCUUCUCGGGCGUUCGACUCAAUGGAUUCCGGGAUUCGACCAUGCCGGAAUUGCCACGCAAUCAGUUGUCGAAAAGAUGUUGUGGAAAGAGAAACGACUCCGCCGAAUUGAUCUUUCGCGAGAGGAAUUUGUUGAAGAAUGUAAAAAAUGGGCUAAAAGAAAUUCCAAUCAAAUAGCCGAGCAACUAAAACGAUUGGGUGCCUCUCUCGAUUGGACAAGCCAGUAUUACACAUUGGAUGAGAGAUUCUCCCGUGCCGUUAGUGAGGCAUUUUGCCGUUUACACGAGGAUGGUCUCAUUGCACGAGGAAAACAAUUUGUACAUUGGUGUCCAUCUCUUCAAACAGCCCUAUCCGACCAGGAAGUAAAUCGCGUCGAAGCAGGUCGAAUUUCUAUACCAUCAUCAAACGGAGGAACUCGAUCAAUUGAGGCUGGAGUAAUGUACAAAGUCUGUUACGGCACGAUGGAUAACAAAUGGACUGUGGAAGUGGGCACGACUCGACCCGAGACUUGUUUUGCUGAUGUGGCUCUUGCUGUACAUCCGGAUGAUCCUCGACAUGCACAUUUGAUUCACACCUUGGUUCAGCACCCUUUACUAGACAGACAAAUGCCAGUAAUCGCUGAUCGUGCUGUUCUAAUUGAUAAAGGAACUGGUAUUGUCAAACUGACACCAGAACACGAUCGUUUGGAUGCGGAUAUUGUUUCGAGACAUCUUGAUGAGAUUACAACCCUAACAAGCUCAUGUAUUAAUGAACAUGGAUUGAUAACACCGGGAACUUAUCCAAAAUUUGACGGCUUAGAUCGAUUCGAUGCGAGAAAUGAGGUUAUUAAAUUACUGCAAGACUUGAAUCGAGGCGGCACAAAGAUGAAACACGAAAAUGCGCAGGUUAUGAUUUGCUCUCGUUCCGGCGAUGUGAUAGAGCCAAGACUCAUGAAACAAUGGAAUCUCGAUGUAAAACCGCUACACUUGGCAGCACUUCAAGCUAUUGAAAGGGGAAAAUUGAAAAUCGCUCCGAUGGGCCAAACUCAGCGAGUAAUCGACUGGUUGGAAAACACGGAUCCGUGGUGUUUAAGUCGACAAUUGUACUGGGGUCAUCGAAUUCCGGCUUUCACUACGGGAGACGUCACCGAUGAAAGUGAGUGGACAAUUGCACGCGAUUCGAAUAAAGCAGCCACCACGUUAGGAUGUCACGUGGAGGAUUUGAGACAAGAGAGUGACGUUCUGGACACAUGGUUUAGCUCUUCUCUGGUGCCGCUUGUUGUCUCUGGUUGGUGCUCAAGUUCCACAUCAACAACGAUUCCUCACUUUACAAGCCCACCACUGAACAUCAUGGAAACCGGCCACGAUAUUAUUGGAUUUUGGGUUACUCGGAUGAUCGCCAUGACACUACAUUUGACAAAUGGGACGCUCCCGUUCUCUAACGUGUUCCUGCAUGGUCUCGUGCGAGAUUCAAGUGGGCGAAAGAUGAGCAAGUCGCUUGGCAAUGUUAUCGAUCCAUUGGAUGUAUUAGAUGGAAUUUCUCUUGAGCAAAUGCUGAAACGAUUGGACGAGAGUAAUUUGGAUAAACAGGAAAUAGGGCUGGCAAAAGAAGACUUACGGAAGAACUAUCCGAAUGGAAUCCCCAAAUCUGGAGCAGACGCUUUGCGGUUUGCCCUACUACGGCAUGACGUUUCUGCUACCGAUGUUCCGAUAGCCGUGUCUCAAUUAGUUGACGAGGGAUUAAGAUUUUGCAACAAACUUUGGAAUUUGACGAACUAUGUCUUGAUUUUGCACAACUCUAGUACGAGAAAUUUUACCGAUAUAUUCACCAAUGAGACAGAUUUAUGGCUUUUAUCUCGAUUACACGGUACACUCAUCGCAAUCAACGAUCAUAUGGAGAAACUGUCGCUAUCGAAUGCUUUCCUAGCUCUCUUCGAUUUUCUCAUUGGCGAUUUGUGUGAUGUUUACUUGGAAACCACGAAGAAAUACCUCUGGUCAAAGGACCAAGCAAGAAUCAACGAAGUGUGCUCUGUUUUGAACCACGUUCUUCCGAGGUCUCUUGCCCAACUCUCGAUUUUUAUGCCAUUUGCUGCGCAAGCGAUGUAUGAGCGAACAAAAACACUGAACGAUUGCGAUUUUUACGACUUUAUUUUAAAGCAAGAACCAAAUCGUGUCAAUCCUGCUCUGGAUACUCAAAUGAGAUUCACUCUGUCAAUUGUGUCAACGAUACGGUCACUGAGAGCUCAACUUAAUCUUCCGAAAACAAUUUCCUUUGAUGGGUUCCUUCGCUCAAACGAAAGUUCACCAAUCCAUCCAUUGUUUAAUGAGUUAAAUUCGUUGUGCGGUUUGCGAUUGUUACAAGAACAACCUUCAUCGUCGAAAGAAUACGUCAUUUAUCCAGUGCAUGGAUACGAUGUACAGCUCAAUAUUAAGAUCCAGGACGAACAUCGCGAGGAAUUCAAUCGACUUCUUGAAAAGCAAAACGAGCACAUAAAUCAACGAAUCGAGAAGCAAACUGAAGUGGUGAAAGGAGCGAAUCAAAUGGCCGAAAGGGAUGCAAAUGAUCCAAAAGCAAAAUCCGACAAAAAGGAGCGAAGUGCGCGUCGAGCGAAAAGCGAAAUGAUGAAACUCGAGGGAUUGAGGGCUGAAUCGAAACGACUUCAGACACUUGUCGAUAAACAGAAAAAUCUUAUCAAG